Molecule: messenger RNA, 3663 nt
Organism: Carya illinoinensis
Lineage: Eukaryota; Viridiplantae; Streptophyta; Magnoliopsida; Fagales; Juglandaceae
Product: F-box/LRR-repeat protein 15
Exons: 17
Coding region: 346-3378 (1010 amino acids)
Molecular function (GO): protein binding
Source: RefSeq, a predicted model, not a curated record
UUCCAACCCAAGUCUUGCGUUCUAUACGAAGUUUCGAACUCACUCCUGGAUAACAUCCGCAAGUCCACAACAAAGCAGCUCACAAGAUCCCUUCAGAUCCUUCAAUAUCUGUCAAGAACUGUUUGUGUUCUCUCUGUAUAAAUAUUUGCACAUAUUGACCAAUUCUGAUUUAAUCUUCCAAAGAAUCCGAUUUUGCAAAUCGAGUCGACGGUUUGAUUUCUAGGGUUUCGGAGCCUCCGACGUCGCUUCCUCGAUUUCUGCUGCAAUUGUGGUGUUAAUGUCGGUUUGAAAUGUGUGGGAUCGUGAUCUGGGGUUCGUAAAGGUCUUGUCUUUACCUUCAAGUGCAUGAAGAUUUGGUGCUUCUGUCUAUGCUUUACCAGGGAAGAAGAGGACGACAGGGAAGAAUUAGGAGAGGAAGAUAAAGGGGAGGCUAUGGCGGAAAACGUUUUCCGAGAUAAGGACGAUCCUGUGGGCAGAAUCAAGAAUGAGGAGGAACCCGAGCAACUAGGGUUCGCGGGGAAUGGUCGCGGGCUGGAUGAGCAGCUGAGACUGUUCGAAGACGAUGCUGUUGCAAUACGUGAUGGGGCUGCACAUUGGGAGGGGGCGGCGCACGCCGGUUCGCUCUUCUCGUGGUUUGGAAGCUCGCGAGGCUCCGAGGGAGAGGCUAGCUCGGCUUCGGCGACUGGUGGUGUCGAGGAUCGUGGGCAUGAUUAUCACCAUAAGCGCUUCAAAGCUCACUCUGAUUCUCAUGACUAUCAUUUCCCAACUUCAGUGGCUUCAAAUGCUGGAAACUCUAGGUCAUCUGCAGAGAGAGUUUACCAUUUUAGUCAGGGAUCUUCAAUUCCACCUGAGAAUCAGUUAUUUUAUCAUUCACUGACCAUGACUGAUGGUGGUGAUGAGAAUCCCUCUGAAUCUAGUGAUGGGAAAGAUGAUGGAGAUGAGAUUGGCUCUCUAAAAACAGAAGAUUUUGAAGUUCGGAUGGAUCUUACGGAUGAUUUACUCCAUAUGGUUUUCUCUUUCUUGGACCACAUCAAUCUUUGUCAAGCAGCCAGAGUGUGUAGGCAGUGGCGAGGAGCUAGUGCACAUGAUGAUUUCUGGAGAUGUUUGAAUUUUGAGAACAGGAACAUAUCUAUAGAACAAUUCGAGGAUAUGUGUCGGAGGUAUCCAAAUGCGACAGAAGUGAAUAUUUCUGGUGCUCCUUCUAUUCACCUGCUUGUCAUGAAAGCAGUCUCUUCAUUAAGGAAUCUGGAGGUUUUGACAUUGGGGAGAGGGCAGCUAGGGGAUACCUUUUUCCAUGCUUUAGCGGAUUGUUAUUUGUUGACGAGAUUGAAUGUAAAUGAUGCUACUCUUGGUAAUGGUAUUCAAGAAAUACUUAUAAACCACGAUGGCUUGCGUCAUCUUCAACUAACUAAGUGCCGGGUGAUGCGUGUAUCUGUGAGGUGCCCACAACUUGAAACUAUGUCUUUGAAGCGCAGUAACAUGGCUCAGGCUGUGCUGAAUUGCCCACUUCUCAAUGAGCUCGAUAUAGGCGCUUGCCACAAGCUUUCAGAUGCUGCUGUUCGUUCAGCAGUGACUUCAUGCUCUCAGUUAGAGUCUCUAGACAUGUCAAAUUGUUCAUGCGUGAGUGACGAAACUCUACGUGAGAUAGCCCUCACAUGUCCUAAUCUCCAUUUUCUUAAUGCUUCGUACUGCCCAAAUAUCUCACUUGAGUCUGUGAGACUGCCAAUGUUGACGGUUCUUAGGCUCCACAGCUGUGAGGGUAUCACUUCAGCUUCAAUGGCUGCAAUAUCUCAUAGUUAUAUGUUGGAGGUUUUGGAACUUGACAACUGCAAUCUACUGACUUCUGUGUCGUUGGAUCUUCCACACUUAAAGUGUAUUAGAUUAGUACAUUGUCGCAAAUUUGCAGAUUUGAAUUUGCGUAGCACCACACUAUCAACUAUAAUGGUGUCUAAUUGCCCUGUUCACCGUAUUAACAUCACUUCAAACUCACUUCAGAAAUUAGCAUUGCAGAAGCAGGAGAGCUUAACCACAUUGACAUUGCAAUGCCAAACUUUGCAAGAAGUGGACCUCACAGAUUGUGAAUCUCUAACAAAUUCUAUUUGUGAAGUUUUUAGUGAUGGUGGCGGAUGCCCUAUGCUAAAGUCAUUGGUUCUCGAUAACUGUGAGAGCUUGACAGCGGUGCGAUUCUGCAGUGCUUCUUUAUUUAGUCUUUCCCUUGUCGGUUGCCGGGCUAUCACUGCUCUUGAACUCACAUGCCCCUAUCUGGAGCAAGUUUGCUUAGAUGGUUGUGAUCAUCUUGAAAGAGCAUCGUUUUGUCCUGUUGGCCUACAGUCCUUGAAUCUGGGAAUAUGUCCUAAACUGAAUGUUCUCAGUAUUGAAGCACCACAUAUGGUGUUGCUUGAAUUGAAAGGAUGUGGUGUGCUAUCUGAUGCAUCUAUUAACUGUCCACUUUUGACAUCUCUGGAUGCUUCCUUUUGUAGCCAACUCAAGGACGAUUGCUUGUCUGCAACGUCUGCAUCAUGCCCGCUGAUUGAGUCAUUGAUAUUGAUGUCAUGCCCAUCAAUUGGUUCUGAUGGACUUUAUUCCCUACGCUGCCUUCCACAUUUGACUGUGCUUGAUUUAUCAUACACUUUUUUGCUGAAUUUGCAGCCUGUUUUUGACUCUUGUUUGCAACUAAAGGUUUUAAAGUUACAAGCAUGCAAGUAUCUUGCUGAUUCAUCUCUUGAGCCCCUUUACAAGGGAGGUGCUCUACCAUCUCUCCAGGAAUUGGACUUGUCUUAUGGGACCCUCUGUCAGUCUGCUAUAGAAGAGCUUCUUGCUUGCUGCACGCACCUCACACAUGUGAGCUUGAAUGGCUGUGUUAAUAUGCAUGACCUAAAUUGGGGUUAUGGUGGUGGUCAGAUUUCUGAGCUGCCUAGCAUAUAUACCUCAUUUUCCACGUUUUCGGCUGACAAUAACCACGAGCUAAUUGAGCAGGCCAACCGUCUACUACAGAACCUAAACUGUGUAGGUUGUCUGAAUAUUAGGAAAGUUUUCAUUCCACCAGCAGCACGUUGCUUCCAUUUGUCAUCGCUCAAUCUGUCUCUAUCAUCAAAUUUGAAGGAAGUUGAUCUUGCUUGUUUCAAUUUGUGCUUUCUUAAUUUGAGUAAUUGUUGCUCUUUGGAAAUAUUGAAGCUAGAGUGUCCGAGAUUGACUAGUCUUUUUCUUCAGUCUUGCAACAUUGAUGAAGUAGCCGUUGAAGCUGCCAUAUCAAAGUGUAGCAUGCUGGAGACCCUGGAUGUCCGCUUUUGUCCGAAGGUAUGUUCGAUGAGCAUGGGGAGAUUACGUUUGGCAUGCCCUAGUUUGAAGCGAAUCUUCAGCAGCCUGUCACCUUCAUAAUGUGAUAGGAUCCUUUGUUUCAUUUGUAUGCCGUGAUGAUUUCAGGCGGGGAAUCAGCUUGACAAAGUGAUAUGUGAUUUGGGCCAAUAUAUAUUGUAAAUGCCAUCUUUUCUAGCCUUAAAUCUUUAUGCUUAUUUUUCAUUGUUGGUGUUUGUUUGGUAAAAAAGGUACUUCUUCUAGCUGGCUUUUAUGUAACAAUAGAAUAAGUUAUUUUUGUUUUAUAUUUUAUAUUGUUGAUGAUUGUUUUAUAUUAAUUGCAAAUUGUAGAUUCGAUUGCCGAGUAAA